Molecule: messenger RNA, 1209 nt
Organism: Knipowitschia caucasica
Lineage: Eukaryota; Metazoa; Chordata; Actinopteri; Gobiiformes; Gobiidae
Source: the annotation of a GenBank genome assembly
AUGUAUUCUGAGCUGACACCAGGAGAGUGCUGGUAUCGGCGCUUCCUCAUUCCGCGGAAAGUGAAACUAAACUGGACACAGACGCAGCUGGAUUCCACCAUGUCUUCAGAAGAGGAUUUCUCACUGAUUUCGGAACCGACGGAGGAAACUGUCGAUGGUGUCCGGGCACUGAUCAAAAUAGAGAAGGAUAAAUGGUCCCAGCUUCAGAUCGAACACUCGGAUCUUCGCGCCUCCAUCUCUGAGAUACAGAGUCUGACUUUUCAGUUUAAAGAGCGCACAAAGGUUCUCCUGCAGCAGGUGGACCAGGCCUGGACCAGAGACCAGCACCGUGACCAGUCUGAGUCUGUAUGUGUCCAGCAGCUGAUGCUACUGCAGCUGGAGCAGGAGGAGCUGAGGCUGGAGGAGGAGCGUGUCCUGAGCGAGCUGCAGAAUGAGGAGGAGCUGUAUGAGAGGCUGAAGGAGGAGGCGCAGGUGGUGUCGGCGGCUCCAGAGCGCCCCCUGGUUUUCCGUGGUGUCACUGUGCCUGCAGACGCCCCGAUCUUCCUCAUGGAUGCGCAGGUGCACCUCCCCAUGGAGGGAGGGACAGCUCUCAUCACCUUUGAGGAGGUGGAGGUGGCUCAGAGGAUCUUGUCGAUGCACAGACACAAAGUGGAUCUGGGAGGAGAGUUCUACAUGAACGUGGAGGCGAGAGGAGUCACCAUCACCUCCCCCUGCACCGUGGAGGUCCAGGUGCAGGUGUGUCCCCACAUGGUCCUGGUCUCUGGUCUCCCUCAGAUGGACUCGCAGACUCUGCAGGACAAACUCCACAUCCACUUCUCACGGAGCAAGAACGGAGGCGGCGAAGUGGAUGAGGUCCAUCUGCAGGAGGGAGGUGGAACUGCAACCAUCAGCUUUGUCAAUGAUGAUGUCUCCAAACGUCUGACAGAUAAACAGUUUCAUGACGUGAAACUGACAGAAGGAGUUCACAGAGUCAGAGUCAGUCCCUUUCUGAGCGGUGACAUCACUCACCUACAGAGCCGCAGAGACCUGUGCCUCAGGACGGUGCUCCUCACUGGGAUCCCAGACAUAGCAGAUCCUGAGUCUCUCCAGGACCUGAUAGAGAUCCACUUCCAGAGGAGCUCCAGCGGAGGGGGGGAGGUGGAGGGCCUCCUGUAUUGUCCUGAGGGGAAGAGGCGGACCGCCCUGCUCUGCUCCAAGAAGAGGGAGUGA